AUGAUAAAUCUAGAGAUUGCCGAUAGAGUUCUGCUGCUUCAGAAGCUAUUCAUGGGCAAGAACGAGAGAGGGGGGCAGAUAGUAAAAGAGGCUCUCCGACGCCUUAUCGUCGAGACAGACCUACACGACGGCUACGAUGCGGAAAACGAUGACGAUGAUAACCCAUUCUAUCCUCACGAUGGUAUCGGCGACAGUGAGGAUAACAGGGAUAUCAACCAAGACAUUCGACCUAGCGGAGACAUUGUAGCAAGACGGACCCGGAAGCGUUUAGAGGAGCUCUUCUUGUUCAAUAACGCAGAAGCAGUCACGCUUGUGCUCCGUGGAGGUGGGCCACUUGAUGGUAAUCACGCAGCAACGCGCCAGACCAUCGCAGACAUAUCCAUCCCAGUCAAACGGUUGAUAGAAUUCUUUGGCAAUCGUUUCACUAUCCAGAAAUGGCCCGAGAUCGGAUCGCGCCCAGCUAAGCGUCUGCCAGCAUUACUAUAUGAGCAUGGAUGGAGCUGCUCGGAAGCAGUACCACUUCAUACUUGGAUCGACCAGCUCACCGUUACACAAUUUGCCCUCCACACAGAGCGCAACAGAGAGCUUCUAGAGUCAGUGGCCGAUAUUGAAGAUGCGGCAGUUAAGCGCAUUCCCAUCGACUGGUAUAAGAUGGCGGAAUUUCUGGACAAUGCAGCCAAACUGACCGAGGUCUUGCAGACCAAAGAGCACAGUGACUACAUAAAGAGAAUUCGUGUGGAUAUCGAAGUGGCGAUUCGCGAUUUACGUGAUCAGGAACAGAAAGCACAAGAAGAUGAAAGAUUAGAGCGUUUGCAGAUCCUGUCCGAACAAGAACGACUGAGGUAUAGAGAACGGUUGGCUAGGAAAGAGAAGGAGAGAAAGAUCAGAGAGUGCAGGCAUUCAGCAGGGUUAAAAGUCAUGAGGGCUUUAGGAAAGGACAAAAGAGACGAAUUCUAA
Fusarium proliferatum ET1 is the source of this 957-nucleotide messenger RNA. RefSeq lists its product as uncharacterized. Lineage: Eukaryota; Fungi; Ascomycota; Sordariomycetes; Hypocreales; Nectriaceae. The record is from RefSeq and is a predicted model, not a curated record. The coding region runs from base 1 to 957 and encodes 318 amino acids. The transcript has 3 exons.